GACUGGCAGGCCGGAGAUGGAGGCCCACACGUGCAAGCUGCUGCUGCGGCUGCUGCUCGCAGUUGCCGCCCUCGGACUGGGCGAAGCAGCACAGCCCUAUUACGGAAAGUACAUCGGGAAGUUGAAGACGCUCCACCACGGCGUCACGGGCGAAGUGUACGCCGUUGACGCGCGUACGCUACACAUCAGGGACUUCAGCUACGAUGGAGAAGGGCCAGCUGCGUUCUUCUGGGCUGGAGAUACCAAGAGCCCGAGCAGCUACGGCUUCAAGGUGAACGACGAGAAAGGAACAACGAACGUGCUGCCGCGCUACCGCAAGAAACACAUAACGGUCACCCUGCCGGACAACAAGACGCUCAGGGACAUCAAGUGGUUCUCCGUGUGGUGCGACGAAUUCGCUGUGAACUUCGGCGACGUGAAAAUCCCCAAGAACUUCGACUAUCCGAAACCGCAGAAGAUCGAUCCGCUGGACGGCGUGCACGCCGUGUCAUCGGACAACAUCGUCAUCGUCGACGCCCAGACACUGCUCGUGCCCCACUUCUCAUACGAUGGUGAAGCUCCAGACGCCAAGUUCUGGGUGGGCCGCGGCAGCAAGCCCAGCUCGCAGGGGACGCGUGUGCCGGACGAGAACGGGCGCGAGGAGCCGCUGCGGCGCUACGACCGCAAGACGCUGGUGCUGACGCUGCCCGCCGACCUCACCGUGCACGAGAUCGGCCACUUCGGCGUCUGGUGUGAGGCGUUCGCCGUCGACUUCGGCCACGUGCGCGUCCCAGCCAACAUGAACGUGCCGCCCUCGCUCAAGAUGCUCGGCGUCUCCGCCCAGUCGAAGCUGAACUGCGAGGUGCUGCACGACGACUUGGCUCUGGAGGUGCGAUGGGCCAUCGCUGGGGACAGCAUCGUCGUCCAGCUCGUUGGAAAAGUCGCCAAUGGCGACUACAUGGCGUUCGGUCUUUCGGGGCAUCCGGAGCGGUCCAGGAUGGUGGGCGGCGACGUGGCGGUGGCGUGGGUGGACCACGACACGCUGCAGGGCGGCGCCGACGACUACUUCCUGGGCGCCAAGUCGCAGUGCUCCGGCGGCACCGGCAGCUGCCCCGACGAGCGCAUCAGGGAGGGCACUAACACCGUGCUGCCUCUGAACGCGGCGCUGGUGAACGGUUACUCCAUCGUGACGUUCCAGCGCCACCUGCGCGCCCGCGACGAGCUGGACCUGCCCGUGCUGACCAACCAGAGCCAGGCCGUCAUCUGGGCCGUCGGACCGCUCAACGAUCGCCGAGAGGUCUCCUUCCACCACACUUUCAACAAGCACAACGUGCUGAUCGACUUCGGGCGGUCCCCGCGCUGGAACUGCCCUCUGCCGGACACGGACGCCCCCCGCGUCACGACGCCUGCGGCGACCAGCAUCACCACGGGCGCUCCCUCCCGCCGCCGGGGGCCCUCCAGGGCUACCACCACCACCACAGAGGAGCCACCAGCCACCCAGCCGCCGCGGAGGCCGAGCCGCCCGCGAGCCACGCCGGCGCCCGUGGCGCGAGUGGCCGACGCCUGGCACAUCCCGGCCAUCCAGUGCUACGAGCCGGAGGACGGCGUCUUCUACGCGCAGAUGGGGCCCACCGGCGGCAAGCGAGGCUACUCCGCUAUCACCGGCCACGUCGGCUGGGGCAUCUCGUGGUACAUCAACGGUCUGCUGAUCCCCGAGAUCAACGUGGUGCGCGGCAAGACGUACACGUUCGUGGUGGAGGGCGGACUCGACCCUGAGACGCCGGCGCGCUAUCACCCGUUCUACAUCACCGACGACCCCGUGGGCGGCUACGAGCACAAGACGCCGGAGGAGCGAGCGGAGGUGCGCAUCUUCGCGGGCGUGUCGGUGAACCGGCGGGGUGACGUGGUGCCCACCGGCACGGGUCGGCUGUGCAACUGGACCCCGGACCCCGACCAGCCGCCAGCGGACGAGUUCGCGUCGUUCGGCGCUUACCAGCGCUCCCUGACGCUGCAGUGCGACGAGGGCGAGCCGGGCGUCGUCCAGUGGACGCCGGGACCGGACACGCCCGACACCGUCUACUACCAGUGUUUCACUCAUCGAUACCUGGGCUGGAAGAUAAACGUCCUGGACAGGUGCGACGCCAGCGGUAGCGCUAGCGAGCCGGUGGCUGCGAGCGUCAGCCGUGGGCCCCAAGACCCGCCCGCUUACGACGACUCUGAGGAGGGCGAACUGCAGCCCGGGGCCAGCAUCCGCGUCUCCACCAGGGUCAAGCCGAACGGCGUCUUCUACCACAACAGCAAGACUGCGAGCGACGGAAAAGGAGACGCGUUCGAAGUAUUCUACGGUAACACCCAAGACAACGUGACACCCUACGCGUACUCCACAAUUGGGAAGGAUGAUGAAGAUGAUGAUGAAGGCGAGAGGCACAUCUCGUCAGACAUCGACGAAUUCGCCGCGUCCCCAGGUAAAAAUCCUUUAGCCGCAUCAUCACAGCAGGCCAGUGUCGAAUUUCAUCGGGAAUCGGAGAAACUGGGUACAAAAUCUGAACAACACGCUGGUGAAGCAGCAGAAGCGAAAACUGACAAAACUAAAGGCGACGAUGCCACGAGGAGCACGGAAACGGACGUAUCCCGCUGGAAAGAGAGCUACCACUCCAGUCACGGAGAACUGACGCCUGUCGAUCCAAUGAGGAGGCCGGUGAUCCACGCAACCACUCCUUACUCAUUGGCCGCCCACACAGACCGCGGGGCGGAAGUUUCUUCCCAAGCACCACUGAGAACGCAGGACACCCUGCAGGAACUGAAACACGAACCGGUUCCUCCGACAGGUACUGUGCGACAGUCGGAAACACCCAAACCGGGAAAUGUAGACGGAACGGGUCUCAAAAUUGAAUCUGCUGGAGCCAACCUAGACGGACAAUCCUCUACAGAACUGACGACCACAAAACAGACAAUUCCGGCCUCAAAACCGCCAACAAGUGGGUUGUACACGCAAGCGAUAAGUUACAGACCUCAACAGAUGCACCUUUCGUUUCGAAGACCCGUCGCUCACCGUUCCCCGCCCCAUAUGCACAGGCCCUUAAUCCCAGCCGCAAUGAGGAAGCCGCACAUAUCAACAGCAGCGCCGCAAAAUUAUGCACUCGGUAUGAAGAAACAUUAUUACAGGACGCCAAACAUGGGCACAUAUAGACCAUUAGUAAGUUCCUCUGUAUAUCAAAGGCCGUUAACUUUAUAUCCUAGCAGUCCGAGAACCAUACCAUCGAUGACGACUUACCAAAGACAGACCACAUUCUCACAGAGAAAUGUGCAACGAGUAACUGCAACUCCAACUAACAGAUUAGAGACUGUGACCAAACUGCCGUCAUUGGCGGCCCAGCGAGUCGCACCCAAAGUUACGCCCCCUGCAGUACACGUAGUCUCAGCUAACAAACCGCAAUCACAGGAGAACGCCGAAAGCAAAUCACCUGCAACAUUCGCGUCGGCAGCGACACAGGGCGGAGACGAACCGUCGGCAUUGAUGCCUGCAGCUAUAAACACGGGUUUCCACCCCGAAUCUGUUAUUGUGGAAGGCGGCUUUAAGCCCAUAACACAGAAAAACGCAGCUGCUCAGGACAGAUCAUCUGCCGAAAGUGAAACUCUCGCGGAAUCUUCUGAAAGGCUAGACGCGGAAUUGCUGUCUGAUGUAGUUGCAGAAUCUUCGGAAGAGAGCAAGAAUGAAAACCCAUUUAAAGGUCAGAGACCAGAACUGUUCGAACCAAUGUUUAUUCCUUCCCCUCCUGAUAGAAUAAUUAACAGUAAUACUUCAAACGUGAAUCUCAAGAAACCUGUUUCGCUGCCAGACGAUCUAAUACCUCCGGCAGCCAGCAUCCAUCACAGAAACAGUGGCCAACCUCUACGAAGCCCACCACAUUUAUUCGCAAAUAGACCGAGACCAGGUAAUGUCCGUAGACCAUUGUAUCCUAACAACAAUGCUGGUACAUUUAGAGUUCCACCUCGAGGUAACGUCCCCUCUUUCAGGCACCAGCAAAAGUCUGAAGAAUCUCAAGAUGAAACACCAAUGGCGGCUGAACGUUUAGAUACGUAUUAUCUACCUCCAGUUGAAUAUAAAACGAGUUCUGUAAGAAAUCAUCAGCCAAGUAUAUCGCCCAGUAUCGACGCCACAAUUGCUCCCGGUACAGUAGUAACAUACGAUGGGAAGUCCGUGGUAGAUGCGUCUCUAGCGUCCUCUAUUUCUAACCCUCCUGGAGAAUCCUCAUCCAAUUAUCGGAGUCCCUCUGGCACUGCUGCCCUUAUUAGAGAGCUACCACAGUUUGGACCAUUUCGUGGAGAAAUUCCUCCACCUGUACCUGCUGUAGUGCAGACAGAAAACAUACCACAACUCAGAAUUCAGAACCAAAAGCGGGCACAAACCUUACCACUGCAUUUUUCUCCUGGUGAUUCACAACGCUCAACUGGUGAACAGAAAACGAAUUAUCCAGGCACUCAUUCGGCUCGAAGCACACGGCUGUCUUUGGUCAGACAGGUAGAAAGUACGGAUGAGGCUUCUUCAGAUCUCACGCCAGAAGCCUCAGAGAUAAAAGAAUUCUUAAUUCCUGUAAAAACAAGAAAAUUUAAAACCGCAAAGAAAGUGGCAAUACCAUUUGCUGAGAGCACGGAUGACCUUAGUGGCUUCAAAAGUGAGGAAAUGGCUUCACCAGACAAAACAGUCUUGAGCAAGAACAUUAGUCAGCACACAGAACCUACACAACACAUAAAUCAAAGUAGUUUUGUGCAAAGGGAAGAUCCACACACCACCUCCAGAGGGCUCAGUCGGAACAAACGCUCACCUGUUCCACAUCACGAACCAGGUCAUCAUGUUAGUGAUAAGGAUGAUGACCAGGAAGAAGACAGGCAGCACAUACAUGUAGAGGACAUGCGAGUUGGCAACAGGGGUAACGCUGUAAAUGGUUCUCCAUGUACAGUCCACAGAGAGAGCAUGGCAUUAAUAAUGUGUCUGGUAGCCACUUUUGUUUGGCUGUAAUGUAAAUAUAUGCCUUCUGUGCUCCUUUCAACAGUUGAGUCAGGGUAAACAGAGAACUGUUAAGUGAUCUGUUAUGUUUUCUUCAUUUUAAAAGUGAUUACCAUCCUUGUCAAACAAUUGUGUAGUACUGACAGAAGAAACUAUUACAAGUUCCUAGCAGAGUCAGCAACAGCACAGAGUGAUGUAUUAUCAUUGCAAAUUUAAUAAACAUGUACUCUACCACGUCUGAGCUCAAAAUCACAACAAAUUGUUUUCAUGAGUAUUAUGAAGUAUUAAGAAAAAACUUCGCUAAUCAUUCAGUUGCUUGAAAUUACAUACUGAACCAUGGUGUACUGCCACAUUAUAAUUUUGAAAUUCAAGUGCACUUUUGAUGUAAUUUUAAACCAUAUUUAUUACACAUUUCAUCCUCAGCAUUUAUUUAUUAUAAUUCAUUUUACAAUUUCAUGCAAAUGUUAUGGAGGUAGUUACAAGUGACAAUACAUACUUACUAAGUAUUAUGCAUGCUAACAAUAAAUUUGGAAAUUCACCUUUCCAUGUACAUCACACAAACAAAUUCAGCUAUUUAUUAAGCAUCAACUAUAUUCCUCAAGGAAACCUAGGGUAAUUCAUUGUGUAUAUCUGAAACUUGUCAUUCCAUUCCAGUUAAAACAUAGAUGCGUGAAUGGAAGUAUAAUACUUAAUACAUGCAUUUAUUAAAAUUCUGAUGAAAUUAAACAAUAGUAUUCUGUAUAUGUGUAGCGUCCUUAUUUUGUAAUCUAAACUGUCAUUGUGAUCAUCAUGUUUAUUUGUAUUACUUAGAAAUUAAUGAAGUAUACUCGCCAAUGAUUUGUUUCUCAAUGUAUCAUUACAAAUGUCCACAUUUUCACCAUACAAAAAUAUCUGCUCAAAAUAUUUCACAUUUAGUUAACUAAUUUUAUAAGCUAAGUUUUCUUUAUUCUUUUUUUACAUUUUGAAGAUUAAAUAAGAAAUAAAAGAGUCAUAAUUAUAAAUAACUAAGCCAGUUAUUAUUAAUUAUACUAUGACAUGCUGUAAUUUAUUGAUUUCAUUGCAGUCAGAAGAAAGUAAUACUUAAUGCUGGUUCAGUAUUUUUGUUUGUUCAUCCUUCAUUAUGUACCAUUCUGACCAUAUAUUCUGAGCUGGACUGCAGAAAUGUUGCCUUGAUUUCAUAUUUUUUAUUGGUGACCAAACUGCUCAUUUCUUAUUCUGCCUUGUGCAAAUAUAAAUGUUUGUAAACAUUACUGUGACUGAAAUCUGACAGUGUUAUUCUUCAAAAUACAAAAAAUUAAUACUGAUAGCAAAAUAACAUACCUAAAAGUUGUUACUGCUGUUCAGAUUUGUAUCUCUUUACUAUUCUUCACAAAUAUAACAAUGCAACUGGAGCACCUAAAAAAAGAUUCAAAUACAGCAAUUUCAUUUAUAUUGCAUUAAAAUGGGUUCCAGGAAUCUAAAAUUUCCAUCUACUUCAAUUUUUCCUAAUAAACGGUAAAAAUAACAUUUACCCUAUCUGACAGGUUGUUCAGAACUGUGGAAGUCUGUCCUCAAGUAAUUUUAGUAAUAGAGAAAGAGCUAUUUUUCUUUUAUACUGGAUUACAAUGAAACCAAUUUUGAAAUGUACAUAUAAUUAAUUUCUUGUUGUUUUUUUAUACAAUGUUUAGUAGUAAGUCUCUACUUUCUUGUUCCAAGAAUCAUAUUUUUGUACUUUUCAGAACUUGAUAUCAGUAUAUCCUCAAAGUAGAUUUUAUUUUUGAUACAGUGUACAAAUUAUAACUGCCAAACUGAACUGUUAACAUAUA
This is a messenger RNA of Schistocerca nitens (vagrant locust), 6792 nucleotides long. RefSeq names its product protein Skeletor, isoforms D/E-like. The transcript is spliced from 14 exons. The record is from RefSeq and is a predicted model, not a curated record. Lineage: Eukaryota; Metazoa; Arthropoda; Insecta; Orthoptera; Acrididae. The coding region runs from base 17 to 4999 and encodes 1660 amino acids.